This is a messenger RNA of Saccostrea echinata, 4378 nucleotides long. Its product is annotated as voltage-dependent L-type calcium channel subunit beta-1-like. Gene Ontology annotation, biological process: calcium ion transmembrane transport; regulation of voltage-gated calcium channel activity; chemical synaptic transmission. NCBI's taxonomy places the organism in Eukaryota, Metazoa, Mollusca, Bivalvia, Ostreida, Ostreidae. Bases 247 to 1947 code for a protein of 566 amino acids. Gene Ontology annotation, cellular component: voltage-gated calcium channel complex. The transcript is spliced from 12 exons. Gene Ontology annotation, molecular function: protein binding; high voltage-gated calcium channel activity. The record is from RefSeq and is a predicted model, not a curated record.
AAUUCCGUUCGGUUCCCAUUUGCGGAUACCGUCUCGACAGAAGCUGAUAUUUGUGUAUUUUCGUAUUGUGCGUCGUUUUUCGAUGGAAAAAAGCAACCAGUGAUUGCGGACUUGUACGUAGUAACCUUACAAUUUUAUUCCAACAUAUAUUUCUAAACAAGGAGUGAAUCCAAUGGCUGAUUUUUGGGACGAAGGCUUAAGGCAGUGGCAUGAAGAAAACCAUUGCCCCUUUCAGUAUUAAACAGCAUGCUUUCACAGAAAGUUAUUUCCAAAAGAAGAAGUAAAUCUAAGUUGUCUGAUGGGACAAGGCCCUCUUCUGAUACAUCAAGAAUAGUCAAACAGGAAUCUGCAGACUCGAUCAGCCAAACAACACCAGAUGCUUCCGAAAAUGAGGAACGAAGUGCACUGCAAGCAGAGACUAAAAGACUUGCCUUAGAACAGUUGCAAAAAGCAAAGAGCAAGCCUGUGGCUUUUGCAGUGCGAACAAAUGUAGCCUUCAAUGGAGCCGUGGAUGGAGGAGACUGUCCAGCCCCAGGUCACUGUGUCUCAUUUGAUGUGAAAAGCUUCCUGCACAUCAAAGAAAAAUUCAAUAAUGAUUGGUGGAUUGGACGCUUGGUCAAGGAUGGGUGUGACGACUGUUUUAUUCCUAGUCCAGCGAAACUGGAAAAUCUCAAGUCCCUAUCCGGUCCCAAAAGUAAAAUGUAUGUAAGACGAAAUGAUUCCAGUACUACCAUGGAAGGUAUGCUGGGGCAGGGAACAGGUAUGAACUCCUCCCGAGAAUCCACCCCACCCACGCCAGGAAUGACGGAGGAGAAUGGGGCAGACAGCACUAUGGGUGAGGACAGUGAUAGCACAAAAGCCUACAAAGCGGGCGGCAUCAUCCCUCCAACCAAAGAGAAGAAAAAACCAUUCUUCAAAAAGUCAGAGUCAGUGCCACCUUAUGAAGUAGUGCCUUCCAUGCGACCAGUCGUUCUGAUUGGUCCUUCACUGAAGGGUUAUGAAGUUACAGACAUGAUGCAAAAGGCUCUGUUUGAUUUCCUCAAACAUAAGUUUGAAGGGAGGAUAAUCAUUACAAGAGUCACAGCAGACAUCUCAUUAGCUAAACGAUCAAUAAUUAACAAUCCCAGUAAAAGAGUUCUGUUGGACAAACAAAGUCGUUCAUGUGGAAUAGGAGAAGUUCAAAAUGAAAUAGAGAGAAUUUUCGACUUGGCUAGGUCUAUGCAGUUGGUAGUUCUAGACUGUGACACAAUUAACCACCCUUCACAAUUAGCAAAAACAUCGUUAGCUCCAAUUAUUGUUUAUGUCAAAAUUGCUUCACCAAAGGUAUUACAGCGACUAAUCAAAUCUAGAGGAAAAUCCCAGAGUCGUAACAUGAAUGUACAGUUAGUAGCUGCUGACAAACUGAACCAAUGUAGUCCUGAUAUGUUUGAUGUAAUUCUAGAUGAAAAUCAAUUAGAAGAUGCCUGUGAACAUUUGUCAGAGUUCUUAGAGGCUUACUGGAAAGCAACUCAUCCAGUUGACACAUCACAGCAGACAAAACUGAUGCCUUCUCCCAAUCCCAUUAGCAGGCAUAAUACUGUGCCCCCUGGACAUCAUGGGCAUGGGCACCAUGGACAUGGUCACAGUGUUCAUAGUUCAUUUCGUGAACCUCGGAGACAUGCUGAUCAUGAACACCAUAUACGUGGUAGUGAUAGAGACCCAAGUCCUUCCCAUGAAAAACUUCAUGAUCGAGACUUGAGAUCGGGACACUUUGAGCGUAGUGAUUACAAUCGGAUGUCACCACGAGAAUUCAAUCGUAGAGACAAUAGUGGUGAAAUGCAUGAUCCACGACGUGAUGACCGGUACUCAAACAGGAAGGAGCAUGAACAUUUUGAUACAAGAGAACCGUAUGGUUCACCAACAAGGAAUUCAAAAUACCCUAUGAAACAGCAGUCUAUAGAUAUAUAGAUUACAGCAAUCUUCAUGGGAAUAAAAUAAACAAACUUCCAGGGAUUUUGCAAAUAGUGCAGUGAUCACAAAAAUUCAAAGUGUUUUUGACCCCUAUUUUGUUACAAGGUCAUGUGCCAUUGAUGACCUUCCCCUGUUAAGAUGUAGAUAGAUCACUAUCUACCGUGGAGAGUUGCAGAUCUUUUCUGGACAUAUAUUUGUCAUCCAAUGUUUAAAUGUGGUGUGAAUGCCUUCCUUUGUUACAAAAGAAGAUACAAGUAGAAUCUAGGUUUUCUAAAUUCAUAUGAAUAGUUCUUGCAGAUAUAGCCAUAGAUAGAACUUUAUAUCAGUUUUUCAUAUUUUACAGAACUGAAAAUCACAUGAUUUAUGAUUAUAGCAUCUUUGUAGUUUAACACGUUCUUCCCAACAUCACGUGUUAAUUUUAAGAUAAAAUUUGGAGAGUGGAAAGUACAGUGAAGCCUGUCUUAUACGAUAUGCACUGGGAGACAAAUGUUGUGUCGGAGUAGAUAGAGUGGUGGAUUACACAGUGUACAGAACAAAGAAAACAGUAAUAUGGGAUUCAAACACAGGGUCGGAAUUCACAGUGAAACAGAUUGCACAGGUGUCGAAUUAGACAGUUUUUACUGUACUUGCAUUAAAGAAGAAAGUGAAAGGUUGUAUAAGGUUGCGUUUUAAUUCUUCACAAAGCCUCAUGUAAUUCUUUAAAUAAAUCAUCAAGCAUAACAUUAUAGUUUUAAAUUUGACCACCUUUCAUUGAUUUAAAGAUCAUUACCGAUCCUCAUAGUUCCUGUCCAUGUUCAGUUGACCAUCCCUCAAGAUUUUGCAGGCAAAAUUAUGUUCGUUAACAUGGUUAUUUAAAUGAUAUAUAAUGUCUCCCAGGUGAAAUUCUUUGGUUUGGUGUUCAGUUUUCUGUGAAAGUGCAAUAAAUACCAGAUUUUUCAGUCAAAUUGGGGGGAAAAUGUGUAUAAUAACAUUGUUAGUGCAAUUUAUGACUGUUAAAAUUCUCAGUUGUAUUAUUGUUUUUGAUUUUUUUAAAAUUGGUACAUAUGUAUUUUCCUUGCUUACAUUCUAAAUCUAUGGCUGGCCAUAGUAGUUUUUUUCCUAUUUUUUAUUGAAUUUAUUUUUUAGUUUAUAUAUAUGCCCUCUUUAUUUGUUACCCUGUCAUUGUAGGAUUGUACUCUACGCACACUCAAUUAAAUGUAGGGGUUAUUUCCCCUUCAACUCAUAUAGAAGAAUCUCAUUUUGUUUACUGGUAAUAUGUAUUGGAAGUAUUUUAUGGUGGACAAACAUGCUUCAUGUUCCACAAUUACUUUAUUUUAUCUGAUGUUGGUGUUUGCAAGACCAGUUCUGCAAACUAUUGAAUUUUUUUUUUACUGCAUAUACAUGUAUAACAAAAUAUAGACAAGUGCUUUUUUAUAUACCGAUGAAUUAAUCAGUAGAUAUUCAUUAACUGGCUUUACAAAACCAGAGUGUGUACCACUUAUAGUAGACACCUGUGUUAUUAAACUGUACUGAUGCACAAUAAUGCAUUGCAUUUUUAAGUUUAUAUUGGACAGAUAAAUAUAGAAAUAUAUUAAGAAGAAAACUGGUGUAUGAAUCAGGAUUUUGUAAACAAUAUUGUAUACAUGCUCUUUGUUUUAAUCAAUAAAAUAUUAAAACUUGAUCAUCUUUGUGAUAAGAAGUUGUCAGCUAAAGUAUUCAUACCAAAUGAUUUGUAGUUUAUGAUAAUGGCAAAAAUAUAUGUAUAAAACUGAAAUAGUUUGAGGAUAACUUUUUUUUUUGUGAUCAUUUAGUUUUACAUUUUAUAGAUUACAGCGUGUGUAAAAUAGAAUAGUCUUUCAAGAACUAUUUUAGCCAUUUGAUUACAACAUCUAAUAGUUUCCCACAUGAAUGAUUUAUCAAAGUUGCAAUAAUUUAAUUUUUCCCAUGCUUGUGGUAAAUCAUUUACAGUUCACGUAAUAAGAACUAGUAUAAUGUUAAUUCAAUAUUUUUCUCAGUAUGAAAAUGAAUGACUUUGUAACCAAAUAUUCAUGAGAUUUUUAAAAUUUUAUUUGUGAAGUUUGCUCAUUUUUUAGUCAAGUGCGGUAUUGAUAAGUAUUGGAUUAAAUGGUACAAAUGCUUUGCAAUCUGUGCAUGGAAUACAGAGACUUAAAUACAUUUAUUGCAUAAGCAUGUCUCUUCUCAGAAUACUGUGUAUGAAUGUUUUGCAUGAUGAGCUACAUGUAUGUGUUUAACUUAUUCUACAUGAAGUAAAAUUUUGUUGAGGAUAUUCCACACUUACUAUAAUGCAUUUGUAUCUCCGUUUUGUUAAUGGUAUGGGAAUUGUUGCACUACCCUUUAAAAUUAUGUACAUUAUUAUUCGGUAUGUCAAUUUUAUUAAAUAUUUCCAAGUUUGUUGGAUUUGUAAAUAAAACGGAUUUUUAUCUCAGAA